AUGUCAAGUACACGUCAUUCGUCUUCGUUAGCCUACCCAAAGGCACUGGAGCCCAUAAAUCACGAGCGCAGAGGCACGAAAGUGACACAGCAUCUCGGCCGGGCUGACUUCGUCCAGGGUGAGGUAGAACGACUGCUCAAGGAACACCAGCAGAAUCAAGAGCUGGUGCACAAGAUCGGUAGCAACAUCUACCAGAUCAUCUACCCGGUGCAGCUGCGGCACCACGAGAAGAUGGGCAUCUCGACGCGAGAGGUCGGCGCACCAAAGGUACGCUAUCGAACCAGAGCUUCUUCCUUCUUGCCAUCACCACCACAAACACCAUCUUCAUCAUCAAUCCAUGAAUCUACCAUGAAUUCCAUUAAUUUACAUCACCAAAACCACAACUUGUUCGGCAUCAACUACCACCAAAAUGCAAGCACACGCACACGUAAAUCCUACAAUUACUAUGAUGCCGCGACGAGUAACGAUGACCUUUCCAAGAUGUUUCCAGGACGAAGUGGAUUCGAUAGUAGCUAUUCUGGAAACGCUGGUAGCCGAGGACGUUCGAGGACGGGGAAACACUUUCAUCGAACAUCACUUUUGAUAAAAGCUUUUAAUCAUAAAUUUCGGUUAGAUUUGGAAUUAAAUACACAAUUACUAGCUCCUAAUAUUGUACAGAAACACUAUCUCCCAAGCGGGUUCGCGCAGGAUUCACAUCGAGAAAUUGAGCACUGCUACUACCACGGAACGGUAAAAGACUACCCGGGAGCUAGUGCCGCCUUCCACACCUGCAACGGCGUCAGCGGUGUGAUACACGUCGGGAACGAAACAUUUGUUAUACAUCCAUUUUACGGAGGCGAUCUAUCGAAACAUCCACAUGUUAUCUUCGAGGCACGUACAAAAUCAAACAAGGGCUGUGCUAAUUCCGGCAACAUGGAGAACUGGGCGAGGCACCAGAGAAACCAGCGGCAAAACCACCACUCGGGUCUGGUGGUCGAUCAGCAGGACGCUAACGGCGCCGGGCGAUACCGGAGGGACGUCAGCGAGACGACCAAAUACAUCGAAACGGCGCUCGUCAUCGACCGGUCGAUGUUCUCGAAACGUAACGGCAGCACCCGGGCCGAGGUGGUGCACGACGCCAUUCAGGUGGCGAACAUCGCUGAUCUGUAUUUUCGUACGGUCAACACACGAGUAUCGGUUGUAUAUAUAGAGACGUGGCAGGGCCAAAACCAGGCGAAGAUAGACGGUGGACAGGAUAUUAGUAAAGCAAUAUCUAAUUUUAAUGAUUAUACAACUAGAAAUUUAUAUAAAAUAGAUAAGGACACGACGCAGCUGUUAACUGGCGAAACGUUCGCCGGUGGCGAGGCGGGAAUGGCCGUGCCAGAUUCCGCCUGCACAGCGAAAGCCGUCGGCAUUAGUGUAGAUAUCAAUACGUACGAGCCGCAUCUGCUCGCGGGAACGAUGGCGCAUAUGAUUGGACACAACAUCGGCAUGAGUCACGAUGUUCCGCGUGACGGGUGUUCGUGCCGUGACUGGCACGGUUGUAUAAUGUCGCAGACCAUCGUCGGCUUGGAGAACGUUCAACCGUACAAGUUCUCCGAGUGCAGCGAAAUCGACUACACCGUUGCGCUGCGACACGGGAACGGCCUCUGCCUUUUCAAUAAACCAAAUGAGGUCGUGUUCCGGAAGAACUGCGGCAACGGUAUCGUCGAGGACGACGAAGAGUGCGACUGCGGUAGCGCGCUCGACUGCGACAAGACGGACCCGUGCUGCGAUGGCAUCACCUGCAAGCUGAAAAAGGAGUCCCAGUGCGCCACUGGACCAUGCUGUGAUAAAUGUAUUCUAAAGCCUCCGGGCGUGAUCUGCCGGGAUGCGCACAACGAGUGCGACCUGCCGGAGUACUGCAACGGGGAAACCGGACAGUGUCCGCCCGAUGUACAUAAAAAGAACGGGAACCCGUGCGGGAUGAAUGCGACCGGAUUCACCACUGGUUACUGUUUCAAUGGGCUGUGCCCGACGACCGCCGCACAGUGCGAACGGAUCUGGGGCUACAGUGGCACCGGGUCCGAUCGCGUCUGCUACGAGCAGUUCAACACGAAGGGUUCGAUCAACGGACACUGCGGGAAGGACGCUGGUGGCAACUACAUCAAAUGUGAACCAGAGAACAUUCAAUGUGGUUCACUACAGUGCAAAGACGGCGAUCGGGUGCCGGUAGAAGACUGCGUCGAGCCCCUUUACUCUAAAUCAAUUAUUUCAAUUAAGGGCAUCGAGUAUGAGUGCAAAUCGAUGUACGGCAAAACGACGGGGUCGGCCUUACCACCAUACGGUCUAGUGCGCGACGGGACCCCGUGUGGGGAUAAUCUAAUUUGCGUUAAUCAGAGCUGCGUCAGUAUAUUUCCGUACAUUGACCAGACCAGGUGUCCCAGCAAUCACAACAAUAUGGAGUGCUCUGGAAAUGGGGAUUGCACCAACACAAACAAGUGCUUUUGCAAGUUCGGGUGGACCGGCCCGGACUGCUCAAUACAGGCUCAUAUCACAACGACGUACGCGUCACCUGUUACGUCCUCCACGCCCGAGUCCCUCGCCGGCGUGAUGGAAAAGAAAACCACUCGCUACGACCACGACCAAGGUAAAGUGAGCACCUUAGCUAUGGUAAUCAUGUUAGUGGUAAUCGUCAAAUGUGUCUUCCUUUGUUUCGCACUGAUGGCUGUCUGUUACAGAAAGAAAACUACUCGCCUUAAGUACGACCCGCCGUACGUGAAGAAACCGAUGGCCAAGUACGUCACCAAUAAUGCUAACCACCACUCCCAGGAAGAUAUUUCGCCAGACGAUCCAAAUAAGCUGAUGUACAGCAACCAGAUGCACCAUAGGGAUCAUAAAUCGAUACGUAGGCUAACGGGAGCCUCUGGUAGCGAAGAAGACGCUGCCCAUUCCGGCGAAGAAGAGACAGUAUCGUUCAUCGAUCUACCCCCCAACAAUACCUCGAAACUUCCAGAAAAGGGCAUACUCAAAAAACACGGAUUCGGUCUAGUGUUGGUCGAUAGCAAUAAAGAAAAAUGGCCCGACGAUACACAGUCCGAUAAUCUCGAAUUGAUAGCUCAGCAAGACUCCACUAUUCCUCCAUCAGGUGGCCAGGCGGGCGCAGCAGUCGUGGGCCCCGUACCGGAUGGCAUGAAGUUUGUCAACGGUUACCACGAGGAUAUCCUCGAAGCAUUGCGCCGGUCGGCAGCCCAGGUACCACGAAGUAGUGCCAACACACCAUCCGGUAGCUUCAGUGAGGAGCUCCUGCGGAAAACCCUCACGGAUUGUGUAACCAACAUGCAGAUGCAGAACGCGCCGAGCGUCUACCCGACGGAGCGCGAGUACCAACGAGGCAGCAGUUCCCGCACCGGCUCCAAAGAGAACGUCUGCGUGCCUCAUCCACUGCUGAGCGACACGACAGCCACCUCUACGCUGAUACAGCAUCAUCGACAGCAGCAGCACACCCAAGACGAAGACGACACGCCCUCUGUUGGGCCGUUACGUAUCCGAAAUCUAGAAGACCUAAUACGACAGCUGGAGCAACACUCAUCACGACAUAUGAGUCCUAAUGGCUCCGAAGACACUCGAGUUUCUGAAACAGAAAUCGAUCGUCACUAUAGAGUAGAUAGUUCAGCGCCUUGUAGUGAAUCAUCGCAUGGCUCAAACCAACAACUAGCUCAAUCACAGAAAACUGCCACGAUACUGCCGCCCUACAGUAGUCGCUGUCGUCCACCGCGAUCGGAUGACGAAUCCCGGUUUUCUUAUGGAGGUGGCGGUGGAGGAGGACCUGGAAGUAGCGGUACCGGACGUUACCGACAUUCUACCAGCCGUCAUCCCGCCCACCAACCCCAUUCACCUCACUCCUUUAGCCAUCACACACACCACGGCCAUGCCCACGGCCACUCGUCACAUGCAGGCCAUUCGUCGCAUCAUUCGUCCCAUACGCAUCUGCAUCAGGAUGAAGAAGGAAUCUACGAAAGUGCCGAUCCCCACCCGGUGCAUCCGCACCCACACGAUAGAAACGCCCUGAGCGACCAGCGCGAUACCAACGAUAGCGAAAGUGAUGACUUAUUUCAAGCUCAACAACAGUUAGCCCGAUGGGCGAGUGAGGACGUGGUUUCCGUGGUGGUAAUGGAGCAAGGAUCGGAUUCGUCCCACGCGCAAGGUCCAUCAUCAGCCAGUACCAUGCACGGCCAUAUUCAACAACAUCCAUCGCAUCAGCAACAGCAGUUGCUUCACGACAACAAUUCCACCACCAUCACCACCACCAGCAACGUCAAUGGAGUACCAGCAAUGGGCAGUUGUCACAAUAUCACCAGUUUGAGUCAUCAGCUGGUGAACAGCAGAGACUACUAUCCUUCACCACCCUCCACCGAGACCGAGAGCUCUGGAAGCGUGGUACCGCCGUCGAGACGUGGACCCAUUAUGCAAGGCCAAGGACCAGACGGAAAUCAUAUAAUGGAGAAUACAGGUCGCUAUCCCGAAUAUAAACACUGAUAGUAGCUAAACGGGAUUUAAUGCCGGCAGAGAUUGAAUCCCUACAUUGACAAAAGCCAAAUCAACUACUAGAUCUUCCAGAUCGCAACAAAAACCAGAACAGCAAACAACCGAAUAACCGCUGCUAAAACGGAAAAUUUAACGUAUUAUCAACAUCAUCACCAUCGAGACGAAUUUAACAGGACAGAGUAAACAUUCAGUAUAGCAAACGCAAACCCAUUCACAUCCUAGAACUAUUCUUUCCAUGAAGAGAGGGAAUCGUUUUCAGUGAAAAUAGCUGUAAAUGAACCAUAAUAGGGAUAAUAAACAGAAAAACACUUUCCAUAAAUAAUUCCAAAGCAAACCGAAUGCGCGGACUCGAGUGAGUGAGUUUAGAAAUGCAAGACGAGAACAGCAGCGCGUGGAAGCAGAGAAUCCUAUAGAAAAACGGAAAAAUAAUGUUGAAAUAACCAGUGAGAACAAUAUGAGUAACAAAGUGUUCACCAUUAUCAUCCCCCACUUCCCCUGCUAAAUAUAUCGUCAGCACCUUUCAUGCUUUCCAAAUCAUCAUCCACCCAGGUGUCUAUCCACCCACAAUUGUGUGUCCUCUCGUUUCAGUAGCAACUUCAGCCAACAGCAGGAGCCGAAGCGAACAGCAAAAAAUAGACGAACACACACAAAUACAAGGCAUAAAACAGGUCGAUGAGUUGCCAGUAUUAUAUUAUGAUAACACAAACCGCGUGAGCGUAUAGGAUAUGCAAAUUAAAUGUCCUUGCCCCGAGUCCGAGGAAAUGGGAAGGAUCCAGUUCCGAGAAGCAGGAGAAAUGAAAAUUUUCAAAGCUAAUUUACGCAGACCUGGUAGGUAGGAUCAGGCCCGUUGGUAGACCAUGCGAUAGAUCCCAAUCGCAGAAUCCACACACGAAGCACACACAUUACCAAUCAAUUACAUGCACAUAAUACUAUAUACUAACAACCAUAGUUUAAUAUAUUCUCAUGUUACUUCGAUUGAUUGUCCGUUUCGAAAUAAGGAAGAAAAUUUCGAAAAUAUUUUCAGUGAGUUUAAGGGGAAACUGUCCAGAAUCCAAAUAAUUUUCAUCGCUCAUUUUCGUAAGCACCAAUCGCAACAAAGAAGCAACGAAGAACUGUCAUCUUUUUAUUCUAGCUUUCCUGCAUCGCAGCAAGCGUGGAAUAAAAAGAUGACAGUUGCUCGUUGCUUCAUUGUUGUUUUUUGAUGGUUGGUUUAAGGUUCAAAUUACCGUCAUCCAGUCAUUGACGAGAAAGACAGCCACGUGCU
This is a messenger RNA of Armigeres subalbatus, 5770 nucleotides long. RefSeq lists its product as uncharacterized. The transcript has 22 exons. Gene Ontology annotation, molecular function: metalloendopeptidase activity. Bases 1 to 4497 code for a protein of 1498 amino acids. Gene Ontology annotation, biological process: proteolysis. The record is from RefSeq and is a predicted model, not a curated record. Lineage: Eukaryota; Metazoa; Arthropoda; Insecta; Diptera; Culicidae.